CAUCGCUGGGGUUUCUGUUUUAUUUACUGGAAGGGAGGGGGGACCAAAACCUAGAUGGUCUCCCCAUGUCCCCCACACCUCAUUUUUCCCCUUUUCCCUGUGUGUCUCUCAGUAAGGAUCUGCUUUCCCUCACCCCGAUGAGAGCCUCUUGCCUUCUCAGACUCUGACAAGACUCCAGGAAACCAAGAUGGAUUACAGUUCCUUCAGUGGAGCCCCAAGGUUCCUGACUCGGCCUAAGGCCUUCAUGGUGUCGGUGGGGAAGGAUGUCACCCUGAGCUGCCAGAUUGUGGGAAACCCCAUCCCACUGGUGAUCUGGGAAAAGGAUAAGCUUCCGAUCCAGUCGGGGGGAAGGUUUAAAAUGGUGGAAGAUGGUGAUCUGUACCGGCUAACAAUUUAUGACCUGAGCUUAGAGGACAGUGGUCAGUAUAUCUGCAGGGCCAAGAACACCAUUGGGGAAGCUUUCACUGCUGUCAGUAUCAAAGUUGGGGAGGAGACGACGGUGACGGAAUCGGCCCCUUACUUCAUCCAGAAACCCUCCUCCAUCAGAGUGACCCUGGGAGACGAUGUUACGUUCAAAUGUAAAGUCCAGGGCAGCCCACCUCUCUCUGUGAACUGGGAGAAAGAUGGAAGGCACGUGAGGGGCUGGUCUGACUCCAACCGCUUCCAGAUUGAGUCCCUCGGGGAGUCAAAUGCUCUCAAGAUCCAGUGCGCUCGGUUGGGGGACAGUGGGACAUACAUGUGUCGGGCGGAGAACCCCAUUGGCUCUGCCAGUGCUACCGCCACCCUGGUGGUGGACACACACAGUCCGAGCAGCAGCCAUCUAGACACAGGCUAUGGCAAGACUGCCUCCUUGCUGUCUCAUUUGCAAAAGAGGCGCGAGGAAAUCAGGAAGAGAGGGGCUCCCGCAACGCCACCUUCGGUACUGACGCGUACCUUCAACGUGACGGAGGGGAAGCACGCCAAGCUGAGCUGCUAUGUGACAGGAGAGCCGAAGCCGGAGAUCGUGUGGAAGAAGGAUGGCGAGGUGAUUGCAGAGGGGCGCCGGCACAUUGUGUACGAGGACGAACAGGAGAACUUCGUGCUGAAGAUCCUUUUCUGCAAGCAGGUCGAUAACGGGCUCUACACCUGCACAGCCUCCAACCUGGUGGGACAGACCUACAGCUCCGUGCUGGUGACUGUCCGAGAGCCCACCAUACCGUUCAAGACAAAACUGAAGGAUGUUGAAGUUCAGGAGAAAGAAUCUGCCACCUUCCAGUGUGAGGUGCCCGUCCCUAGCACUGAAACUGCCUGGUUCAAGGAGGAGACCAAACUCCAACAGAGCAAGAAGUACAACAUCGAAGAAGAGGGGACGUACCGCCGGCUCACCGUCCAGAACGUCACCACGGACGAUGACGCCGUCUACAUCUGUGAAAUGAAGGAGGGGAGCAGGACCAUCGCGGAACUGACUGUCCAGGGGAACAUCAUUAAAAAACUGCCACGGAAGACUGCGGUCCCCAUAAACGACACAGCCAUAUUCUGCGUGGAGCUGGACAAUGAGUGCCAGAACAUCCGCUGGCUGAAGAAUAUGGAAGAAAUGAAGCCCAAUGACCGAAUCACCAUCACCUCAUCCGGCAAGCAACAUACGCUGAUUAUCCGGGAGUGCAAGAUGGAAGACGCUGGGGAGAUCGCAUUCCUGGCUGAUGAGUGCCGAACAUCUACCCAGUUCACUGUGUCCACUCCAAGAAAACCCCCCUCUCAUCCCCCAUCCGACCCCGUGGUGAAAAAUAAAACAGAAACCUCAGUGACGCUUGCCUGGUCCCCUCCCAAAAUGGAGCAACUCAUUCUCAUCGAUGGCUACCUGGUGGAACGUAAGAAACUGACUGGCUUUACCUGGAUGAGAUGCCACCAGUCUCACAUCCCCGUCCCAGAGUUCACAAUGAGCGAUCUGGCAGAAGAGGCAGACUACCAGUUCCGAGUGUCUGCAGUCAACAGCUAUGGGCAGAGCUCUUACCUAGAGUUCCCAGGAACCCUGCACCUCGAACCAGCAUUGGCUGUGAAAACUCCCCUGACAGAUGUUGAAGCUACUGCAGGAGGUGAUGCUACCUUCAUUGUUGACCUCACAACCGAUUGUUCUGGCACCUGGUACCUUAAGGGCAAAGCCAUACAGAGCAGUGAAAUCUACAUCAUUCGGAGAACCAAAACCACCCACCUCCUCACCAUAAAAAACGUCACCAAGAAUGACGAUGGAGCAGAGGUGAAAUUUGUCGCCAAGAAUGUUGAAACCAGUACCAAGAUGAAUGUAAAAGCUGCUGCAGUAAGAAUCACCAACAAGAGUGGAGAUAUAGAGAAGGUCUCUGCUCGGCUGCGUGAGGAGGCACAGCUUUGGGCGGAACUUUCAGACGCGGCUGCUGCUGUGAAGUGGAUGAAGAAUGGGAAGGAAAUCCAGGCCAGUCCAAAAUAUGAAUUGAAAACAGCAGAGAAGAAACGCAUCCUGAAAAUUCACAACAUCGCAGCAGAGGAUGCUGGCAUUUAUGAAUGUGUCUGUGAAGGGGAUGACAUAGUCUAUCAGCUCUCAGUGAAAGCGCUCGUGCACUUCACGAACAAAGAGAAAGCCGGUGGUGUUCUCAUCGCCACCUCUGGAAAACAGGCCGAGUUUGUUUCUGAGACCUCUGAAGCCAAUGUCAUGGUGCAGUGGUACAAAGACGGCAAAGAAAUCAAACGCACAAAGAAAUUCACCCUGGAGGAUAACGGGAAGCUGCACAAGCUCAUCGCCUCAGCUGUAACAAAAGAAGAUGAGGGAACGUACAUGUGCAAAGUUGGAGAGGACACUCUAGUUUUCAAUUUAAAGGUCUCAGAUGAAGUUGUUAAGUUUGUCAACAAGCCUAAAGCAAUGCCAGAAAUUUCAGUCAGUCCUUCUGAGGGUCUAGAGCUGGCGUGUGAGGUCUCGGUGGCGAGUGGAGCUGUUGUGUGGAAGAAGGAUCAAACUGAGGUUAAGCAGGACCAGAGAACGACAGUCACCUCUCAGGGAACAGACCGAAAGCUCAUCAUCAAGAAUGUGACACAGCAUGACCAAGGGAGCUACACCUGUGAAUCAAAGGAUGACAAAGUAACAUUCCAAGUCAAAGUCAAAGAGACGGAAGAGAUGUUUGCAAACAAGGAGAAGGUGCAGAAGGAGGUGAAGGCCAUUCUGACAGAGAGCGCCACCCUCAGCUGUGAGGUGACUCAGGCCAAGACUGAAGUGAGGUGGUACAAGGACGGGAAACUGAUCACCUCCAGCAAGAAAUUCAAGGUGGAGUCUGAGGGCAAAUCCCGGCGUCUGGUCGUGGAGCAGGUGGAGAAGAAAGAUGCUGGAGAGUACACCUGUGAGGCCGCAGGCCAGAAACUGACCUUCAAGGUUAUCAUCACAGAGCCUGAAGAAGUGUUUGCAAACAAGGAAAAGGUGCAGAAGGAGGUCAAGGCCAUCCUGACAGAGAGUGCCACCUUGAGCUGUGAGGUGGCCCAGGCCAAGACUGAAGUGAAAUGGUACAAGGACGGGAAACUGAUCACCUCCAGCAAGAAAUUUAGGGUGGAGUCUGAGGACAAAUCCCGGCAUCUGGUCGUGGAGCAGGUGGAAAAGAAAGAUGCUGGAGAGUAUACCUGUGAGGCCGCAGGCCAGAAAUUGACCUUCAAGAUUAUCAUCACAGAGAUGGAAGAGGUGUUUGCAAACAAGGAGAAGGUGCAGAAGGAGGUGAAGGCCGCCCUGACAGAGAGCGCCACCCUGAGCUGUGAGGUGGCCCAGGCCAAGACUGAAGUGAAAUGGUACAAGGACGGGAAACUGAUCACCUCCAGCAAGAAACUCAAAGUGGAGUCUGAGGGCAAAUCCCGGCGUUUGGUUGUGGAGCAGGUGGAGAAGAAGGACGCUGGAGAGUACACCUGUGAGGCCUCAGGCCAGAAACUGACCUUCAAGGUUCUUGUCACUGAGCCCGAAGAAGUGUUUGCAAACAAGGCGAAGGUGCAGAAGGAGGUGAAGGCCGUCCUGACAGAGAGCGCCACCCUGAGCGUUGAGGUGGCCCAGGAAAAGUCUGAAGUGAAAUGGUAUAAGGACGGGAAACUGAUCACCUCCAGCAAGAAAUUCAGAGUGGACUGUGAGGGCAAAUCCCGGCGUCUGGUCGUGAAGCAGCUUGAGAAGACGGACGCUGGAGAGUACACCUGUGAGGCCGCAGGCCAGAAACUGACCUUUAAAAUUAUCAUCACAGAGCCUGAAGAGGUGUUUGCAAACCAGGAGAAGGUGCAGAAGGAGGUGAAGGCCGCCCUGACAGAAAGCGCCACCCUGAGCUGUGAGGUGACCCAGGCCAAGACUGAAGUGAAAUGGUACAAGGACGGGAAACUGAUCAUCUCCAGCAAGAAAUUCAAAGUGGAGUCUGAGGAUAAAUCCCGGCGUCUGGUCGUGGAGCAGGUGGAGAAGAAAGACGCUGGAGAGUACACCUGUGAGGCUGCAGGCCAGAAACUGACUUUCAAGGUUAUUGUCACAGAGGCAGAAGAUGUGUUUACAAACAAAGAGAAGGUGCAGAAGGAGGUGAAGGCCGUCCUAACAGAGAGUGCCACCCUGAGCUGUGAGGUGGCCCAGGCCAAGACUGAAGUGAAAUGGUACAAGGAUGGGAAAUCGAUCACUUCCAGCAAGAAACUCAAAGUAGAGUCUGAGGGCAAAUCCCGAAGGCUGGCCGUGGAGCAGGUGGAGAAGAAAGAUGCUGGAGAGUACACCUGUGAGGCCGCAGGCCAGAAACUGACCUUCAAAGUUAUCAUCACAGAACCUGAAGUUGUGUUUGCAAACAAGGAGAAGGUGCAGAAGGAGAUGAAGGCUGUCCUGACGGAGAGCACCACACUGAGCUGUGAGGUGGCGCAGGCCGAGACUGAAGUGAGGUGGCACAAGGACGGGAAACUGAUCACCUCCAGCAAGAAAUUCAAAGUGGAGUCUGAGGGCAAAUCCCGACGACUGGUCGUGGAACAGGUGGAGAAGAAGGACGCUGGAGAGUACACCUGUGAGGCCGCAGGCCAGAAACUGACCUUCAAGGUUAUCGUCACAGAGCCAGAAAUUGUAUUUGCAAACCAGGAGAAGGUGCAGAAGGAGGUGAAGGCUGUGCUGACAGAGAGCGCCACCCUCUCCUGUGAAGUGGCCCAGGCCAAGACUGAAGUGAAAUGGUACAAGGACGGGAAACUGAUCACCUCCAGCAAGAAAUUCAGAGUGGAGUCUGAGGGCAAAUCCCGGCGUCUGGUCGUGGAGCAGGUGGAGAAGAAGGAUGCUGGAGAGUACACCUGUGAGGCCGCAGGCCAGAAACUGACCUUCAAGUUUAAUGUCACAGAAAUCCCUGUGAAGUUUGCAAAGAAAUUAGAAGCGGUCAGUGCCGAGAUCGGAGGGACCAUCUCUCUGACCUGUGAGCUGAGCCAGGCUAAGGGGGAUGUGCUGUGGUACAAGGACAGAGUUGAGGUCAAACCCAGCAAGCGCUUCCAGAUUCGUGAGGAUGGUGUCAAGCGGAUCCUGACCAUAAUGGGACUCCGGGCCGAAGACAAGGGAGAGUAUUCCUGUGAAUCGCGGGACGACAAAAGCAGCAUUCAGGUCACCCCCAAAGUUCCUAGAGUGGUGAAGUUCACUACAGGCCUUCACAACGUGGUGUCUGAAGAAGGAAAAGAGGCCACGUUCAAAUGCACCGUCUCCCCCAACGAUGCUGCAGUUACAUGGCACAGAAACGGUGUCAAAAUUGAAGCCAGUAAGAAACACGUGAUCUCUCAGAAGGACACCAACCAUAGCCUCACCAUCACUGACCUGACUCUGGAGGAUGCAGCAGAAAUCUCAGCCAAUGCAGAGGGUGUGGAAAGCAAAGCCACCCUCACAGUCCGAGAGGCGCCGGUGACGUUCAAGAAGAAACUGGAGCCCAAAACGGUUGAGGAGAGGGACACGGUGACCCUGGAGGUGGAGCUGAGCAAGCCUUCCGCGGAGGUGAAAUGGAUGAGGAACAGCAUCGUGCUGCAGUCCAGUGACAACGUCGAGAUCAAGGCCGAGGGGACGAAACACAGCUUGAUGAUUAAGAACAUCACCUUUGCCGACCGGGGCUUCUAUUGCUGUGAGACUCUCGAGGAGAAGACCCAGGCCAAGCUGAAUGUGCAAAUGAGGCAGAUCAAACUGGUGAAAGGCCUGCAGCCGCUGGAAGCCCGUGAAAAGGGGACUGUCACCUUCGAGCUGGAGCUGUCUCAUGAGGAUGUGGAAGGAAGCUGGAUGAAGGAUGGCCUGAAACUGAAACCAGGGGAGAACUGCCACAUUAGCAUCCUGGGGAAGAAACAUUCACUGACACUUUCGUCCCUGAAGCUAGAAGACUCAGGCCUCAUCGCCUUCAAGGCAGAAGGCAUCCAUUCUUCAGGGAGGCUUAUAGUAACAGAGUUGCCUGUGAAAAUAAGCAAGCCUUUGCUCGACAUCAAAGCUCCUGAGAAGGAUAAGGUGACAUUUGAGUGCGAGCUCUCCAGGCCUAAUGUGGAGGUCAAGUGGUUUAAGAACGGAUCUGAGCUCCGCCCAAGUAAAAACGUGACAAUUAUUUCCCAGGAAAUUAAGAGAAGCCUCAUUAUUCACAAGUGUGACUAUGAUGACCAAGGAACCUAUGUAUGCGAUGCAGCUGACGACAAGAGUUCCGCUACCCUUAUGGUCCAUGCCCGAGAUAUCAAGAUUAUUAAACCACUGGAAGAUGUGGAAGUGAAUGAAAAGGAGAGUGCAUCUUUCACCUGUGAGAUCUCACAUGAUGAAGUCCAAACCCAGUGGUACAAAAACGACAACAAACUGAGGGCUGGAGACAACAUUAAGAUGCGUCAAAAAGGAAAGACCUAUGCAUUAGUUUACAAAAGUGUCCAUGUGGAAGAUGCUGCGGAGAUCAAAUUUGUAGCAGAAAAGGCAGAAUCUCGAGCGCAACUUAGAGUUAAAGAACUGCCUGUAAAAUUUGUGAAGCCUCUGCGCGAUAAGAUUGCUAUUGAGAAGCACCGGGGUGUCCUGGAAUGCCAGGUGUCCCGCCCUACGGCCAAGGUUAAGUGGUAUAAGAAGAACGUUGAGAUUCUUCCCAGCCAGAAAUAUGAGCUGGUGAGUGACGGUGUCUAUAGGAAACUCAUCAUCAACGACGCCGAGUUUCAGGAUGAGGACGUUUACACAUGUGAUGCUACUGAUGACACAAGCAGUGCUCAUUUCUAUGUUGAAGAGCAAUCCAUUAAUAUUGUAAAGGAGUUAAGUGAUGUGGAUGUGACAGAGCCCGCAGAAGCCAAGUUUGAAUGUGAGAUCUCCAUUACAUCGGUGAAGCCCCCGAAAUGGUCUCUGGGUGGAGAGGUCUUACAGACGGGCAGAAACAUUACUAUAGAGCAAGAAGGCACCAUCCAUCGGCUGAUUCUCUGGAAGACCAAUUCUGACAUGACAGGCACCAUUCAGUUUGCAAUUGGCAAAUCAAAAUCCACAGCAAACCUGCUUGUAAGAGAUAUUAACGUGCAGAUUACCAGAAAGUUGGAGGAUAAGACUGCCUUAGAACGCCAUUCAGUCGUGCUGUCCUGUGAUUUUAGGCCUUCUCCAAAGGUUGUAGAGUGGUUCAAGGGCCACACCCUCAUUGAGCCCUCUGAAAAAUACAAACCCAAGUGGGAGAAGCACACAGCAGAACUCAAAAUUCUGAAACUGACACCUGAAGAUUCCGGCACAUACAAGUGCCGAGCAGGAAAUGCAGAAACCAAAGCCACGCUGACAGUGGAAGCUCGGCAGGUGGCGAUAACCAAACACUUGCAGGAUGUGGAGACUGAGGAGGAGAGCUGCGCUGUCUUCUCCUGCGAGCUGUCCCAUGACGACGAGGAUGUGGAAUGGUUACUGAAUGACACCGUCCUCUACACCAACAGCUGUAAUGAGAUCAAGAAGAUCGGCAAGUGCCACACUCUGACACUGAAGCAAGUCACGCCAGACGAUGCAGGAACGGUGACGGUCAAGACGGAGAAGGUGUCGGAAAGCGCUCAGCUGAAGGUGAAAGAGAAGCCCAUCAUCUUCAUGAAGUCCUUGGAUGAUGUCGUUGGGGAGGAGCGUGGUGUGAUCACACUGGAGUGUGAGGUCUCCAAACCAAAGGUCAAACCCGUCUGGAAGAAGGACGAUGUGGAGCUCACCCCUGGCGACAAGUAUGAGCAGAUGCAAGCUGGGAAAACACUGUGUCUCAUUGUUCACGAUCUGAACAAGAAUGAUGCUGGUUUAUACACAUGUGAUAUUGGCACUGACCUUGCCAAGUCACGAGUCAGUAUUCAGGAGCUGAACAUUGGUAUCACUAAACGCCUGAAGAGCACUGAAGUUCAAGAAGGGGAGAAUUGUACUUUUGAGUGUAUUUUGUCCCAUGAAAGCAUUGGCGAUUUCCACUGGCUGCUGAAGGGGAAUGAAGUUCACAGUGGUGGACGAUUUAAGACCUUUAACAAAGGGCGGAAAUACACCCUCGACAUCAGAAAUGUGGUUGCUGCUGAUGCUGGGGAAGUAGUCUUCACUGCUCGCAACUUGAACUCCAAGGCCUCGCUGGUUGUGAAAGAAAAACCAGCAGAGAUUAUAAAGCAGCUGGAGGAUAAGACAGCAGCAGCAGGACAAGACAUCCGCCUGAGCUGUGAAAUGUCCAAACCUGACACAAAUGUGAAGUGGUACAAGGAUGGCAAAGCAAUCCGGAAAAGCCAAAAAUAUGACUUACGCCAAGAGGGAACAUGGGCCAUACUCGUCAUCCAUGAUUCCAUGACCAAGGACACUGGGGAAUACAUGUGUGAGAUGGAGACAUCUAAAACUAAAGCAUUGGUCACAGUAGAAGAAAAACCCAAUCGCUUUGUGAAGGAGCUUUCAGAUCUGAAAGCUGAUGAAAAAGGAGUCGCUGUUUUUAUGUGUCAGACUGAGAAAGCCGCACCCACAGUGACCUGGCGGAAAGGGAUGGUCGAGCUCAAGACAAGCAAGAAAUACGAGAUCAUCCAGAAAGGGACCAUCCUGCAGCUCACUAUUAAUGCCUUAGAGAAAAGCGACAGUGACACCUACACCUGCGAUGUUGGCGAGGCCCAGUCUAGAGCCAAGCUGAUCGUGCAAGGCCAGAAAAUACUAAUAACCGAAGAUCUGGAAGAUGUUGAUGUGGUAGAAGGAGAAUCUGCCAUGUUCAAAUGCAGAAUCUCUCCGGUAGAAUAUAGCAAUGUGCAGUGGUUUUUGGAUAAAACCCCACUCCAUACCAAUGAACUUAAUGACACCCAGUCUCAGCCUGGAGGAUAUCACUUGCUAACCUUGAAAAAACUGUCACUGAAGGAUUCGGGGGUCAUUACCUUUGAAGCUGGUGAUAAGAAAACAUCUGCCAGUUUGGUUGUUAAAGAGAAGCCCUGCAUCAUUACAAAGGAGCUUGCUGAUGCCGAAAUCAUUGAGGGAGAGGAUGCCUUUCUUCAUUGUGAAACCUCCAAAUCAGACAGCCCGGUAAAGUGGUGCAAAGAUGGGAAGACCCUUAGAAACUCCUCUAAGUAUAAGAUCAGCCGGUCGGGAUUUGAAGCCACGCUUGUCAUUCAUGGGACAGAAGAGAGAGACAGUGGCAGAUAUGAGUGUGAGGCUGGAACAGCUAAAAGUAGUGCAGUUGUCACUGUCAAGGCUCUGCCAGUUCUUUUCAAACGAGAACUCCAGAAUGAGGAAGCUAAAGAAGGAAGCCAAGUCAAACUGACCUGUGAGCUUAGCAAACCUGACAUCCCCGUGAAAUGGACAAAGGGAGAUACAGUUCUACAACCCAGUGACAAGUAUGAGUUAAAGCAACACGGCACUGUUGCAGAGCUCAUUAUUCAAGAUGCCAAAUCAAUAGAUGCUGGAGACUAUACCUGCAGCACCGGAGAACAAAAGACAACUGCUCGGGUGGAAGUAAAUGCUUUGCCAGUCCUUUUUAAACAAAACCUGCAGAACACAGAAAUGGAAGAGGGGAGCACCGUAGCUUUGCGCUGUGAGAUCACUAAACCCGAUGCCCGAGUGGUGUGGAAGAAGGGAGGAGCCAUACUCCAGGAGAGUGCCAAAUAUGAGCAGAAGCAGAAGGGUUGUGUGGCAGAGCUGCUCAUUCACAAUGCAGAGCCAGAGGAUGCUGGAAGAUACACCUGUGAUUCUGGAGACCAGCAGACGACUGCUCAAGUCAAAAUCCACGCCCUGCCUGCACUCAUCAAAGAAGAACUGAAGAACUUGGAAGCCACAGAAGGUGGAACAGCCACUCUGCACUGUGAGCUGAGCAAAGCCGCUCCAGUGGAGUGGAAGAAGGGGCCUAAGGGGCUCAGGCCAAGUGGCAAAUACAGAAUGAGACAAGAAGGCACCAUUGCUGAGCUGGUCAUCCACGAUGUAGAUCUGAAGGAUGCUGGAGAUUACACAUGUGUAUUGGGAGAUCAAAAAACCACAGCAGCCUUAACAGUGAAUGCCCUACCCGUACGUUUCAAAAAGGAACUGAAGAACGAGGAAGCCACCGAGAGUGGAACAGCCACACUGCACUGUGAGCUGACCAAGGCUGUUGACUCAGUUGAGUGGAUGAAGGAUCAAAAGGUGCUGAAACCAAGUGGCAAAUACAGGAUGAGGCAGGAAGGCCGCUUUGCUGAGUUGAUUAUCCAAGACCUAGAUUUGGCGGAUGCUGGAGAUUACACUUGUGUGUGUGGCAACCAGAAGACAACAGCGGCUCUAACAGUAAAUGCCUUGCCUGCACUUUUCCAAGAAGAACUGAAUAACGAGGAAGUUUCAGAGGGUGGGACAGUCACUCUGCACUGUAAAUUGAGCAAGCCCGCCCCAGUGGAGUGGAAGAAGGGACAAAAGGCUCUCAGACCAAGUGAAAAAUGCAAAAUAAGCCAGGAGGGUCCCUUUGCUGAACUGUUGAUCCAUGAUCUGGAUCUGACGGAUGCUGGAGAUUACACUUGUGUGUGUGGAGAACAGCAGACUACAGCUACCUUGACAGUGAAUGUUCUGCCUACACUUUUCACCAAAGAACUGAAGAAUCAAGAAGCUACAGAAGGCGAAAGUGCCAUUCUGCGCUGCGAGCUAAACAAGGUUGCUCCUACCGUGGAGUGGAAGAAGGGACACAAGACCCUCAAACUGAGCGACAAGUAUAAAAUGAGACGGGAAGGUGGUGGUGUUGAAUUGAUAAUCCAAGACCUAGAAGUGACAGAUGCUGGAAAUUAUACCUGUGUGUGUGGAGACCAACAGACCAUGGCGUCUGUCACUGUAAAUGUCCUGCCUGCAUUUUUCAAAGAGGGAUUGAAGAAUCAGGAAGCCUCAGAAGGUGCGACAGCCACUCUGCACUGUGAGCUGAGCAAAGUCCCUGUCCUAGUGGAGUGGAAGAAGGGGCAAAAAACGCUCAAACCCCGUGAAAAGUACAGAAUGCGACAGGAAGGUGCCAUUGCAGAGCUGUUGAUCCGUGACCUGGAUGUAGAAGAUACAGAUGAUUAUACCUGUGUGUGUGGAGACCAGAAGACCUCUGCUGUCUUGACAGUCCAUGCCCUGCCUGCUCUGUUCAAAAAAGAACUCAAAAAUGAGGAAGCCACAGAAAGUGGGACAGCUACUCUCCACUGUGAGUUGACCAAAGCUGCUCCAGUGGAGUGGAUGAAGGAUCAAAAGGUGCUCAAAGCUAGUGACAAAUAUAAAAUGAGACAGAAGGAUGCCAUUGCUGAGCUGACAAUCCAUGACCUGGAGGAACAGGAUGCUGGAGAUUAUACUUGUGUGUGUGGAGACCAGAAAACCACUGCAUCCUUGACAGUGCAUGUCCUUCCUCCACGUUUUAAAAAAGAAUUGAAGAAUUUGGAAGCCAGAGAAGGUGAAGCAGCCAUUCUGCACUGUGAGUUGACCAAGGUCGCUGCCCCAGUGGAAUGGAAGAAGGGGCCCAAAGUGCUCAAACCAAGCGACAAGUUUAGAAUGAGACAGGAAGGCACCAUUGCUGAGUUAGUGAUCCAUGAUUUAGAUCUGACAGAUGCUGGAGAUUAUACAUGCAUGUAUGGAGACCAAAAAACCACAGCUGCCUUAACAGUGAAUGCUCUGCCUGCACAUUUCAAGGAAGAAAUGACAAAUGAGGAAGCCACGGAAGGUGGGAGAGCCACUCUGCGCUGUCAGCUGACCAAGGUUGCUUCGGUGGAGUGGAAAAAGAAGCACAAGGCGCUCAAACCAAGUGACAAAUAUACAAUGAGGCAGGAAGGUGCCAUUGCAGAACUAGUCAUCCAUGAUUUAGACAUCAGGGACUCUGGCGAUUAUACCUGUGUAUGUGGAGACCAGAAGACAACGGCAGCUUUGAUAGUGCAUGCCCUGCCGGUAUUUUUCCAAGAAGAAUUAAGAAAUGAAGAAGCCACAGAAGGUGGUGCAGCCACUCUGCGCUGUGAGCUGACCAAGGCUGCGCCAGUGGAGUGGAAGAAGGGACACAAGGUGCUCAAGCCAAGUGACAAAUACAAAAUGAGGCAGAAGGAUACCACUGCAGAGCUGGAGAUCCACAGUCUAGAUGACAGUGAUGCUGGUGAUUAUACCUGUGUGUGUGGAGAUCAGCAGAGCACAGCUGUCUUAGCAGUACAUGCUCUGCCUGCACUCAUCAAAGAAGAACUGAAGAACGAGGAAGUUAGAGAAGGUGGAACGGCCACUCUGCGCUGUGCACUGACCAAAGCCACUCAAGUAGAGUGGAUGAAAGGGGACAGUUGGCUCAAAGCGAGUGACAAAUACAAAAUGAGACAGGAGGGCGCUGUUGUUAAACUGGUUAUCCAUGAUGUAGAACCGAAGGAUGCUGGAGAUUAUACCUGUGUGUGUGGAGACCAGAAGACAACUGCUGGCUUGAUAGUGCAUGCUCUGCCUGCACUUUUCAAAGAAGAACUGAAGAACUUGGAAGUCACAGAAGGCAAAACCGCCACUCUGCACUGUGAGCUGAACAAGCCUGCUUCAGUGGAGUGGAAGAAAGGGCACAAGAUACUCAAGGCGAGUGAAAAAUACAGCAUGAGACAGGAUAGUGUCACUGCUGAGCUGGAGAUCCAUGAUCUAGGUCUGCAGGAUGCAGGAGAUUACACAUGCAUGUGUGGCGACCAGCAGACCACAGCUACGUUGAUAGUAAAUGCCCUGCCUGUACUUUUCAAGCAAGAACUAAAGAAUGAGGAAGUUACAGAAGGUGGAUCAGUCACUCUGCGCUGUGAACUAAGCAAAGCUGCUCCUGUGGAGUGGAAAAUAGGGCACGUUGUGCUCAAAACAAGUAACAAAUAUAAAAUGAGGCAGCAGGGUACCAUUGCAGAGUUGGUUAUCCAUGAUGUAGAACUGAAGGAUGCUAGAGAUUAUAUCUGUGUGUCUGGGGAUCAGAAGACAACAGCUGCUUUAACAGUACAUGCUCUACCCGCACGUUUCAAAGAAGAAUUGAGGAACAAGGAAGUGACAGAAGGUGAAGCUGCCACUCUGCGCUGUGAGCUGACCAAAACUGCUCAGGUGGAGUGGAAGAAAGGGCACAAGGUGCUCAAAGCAAGUGAGAAAUACAAAAUGAGACUAGAAGGUGCCAUGGCAGAGCUGGUGAUCCACAAUCUAGAGGUGACGGAUACUGACGAUUAUACCUGUGUGUGUGGAGACCAGCAGACCACAGCUACCUUAACAGUAAAUGCUCUGCCUCCAUCUUUCAAAGAAGAAAUGUGCAACGAGGAAGCCACAGAAGGUGGAACAGCCACUCUGCACUGUGAACUGACUAAGGUCGCUGCCCCGGUGGAGUGGAAGAAGGGGCACAAAGUGCUCAAACCGAAUGACAAGUACACAAUGAGACAGGAAGGUUGCAUUGUGGAGCUGGUGGUCCAUGGUUUAGACCUGAAGGAUGCUGGAGAUUACACCUGUGUGUGUGGUGACCAGAAGUCCACAGCUGCCUUAACAGUGCAUGCCCAGCCUCCACUGUUCAAAGAAGAACUGAAGAGCUUGGAAGCUACAGAAAAUGGAGCAGCGACUCUGCACUGUGAGCUGACCAAGGCUGCUCCAGUGGAGUGGAAGAAAGGGCACAAAGUGCUCAAAGCCAGUGAGAAAUACAAAAUGAGACAAGAAGGUGCCAUUGCAGAGCUGGCUAUCUGCAAUCUGGAGGUGAAGGACACUGGAGAUUAUACCUGUGUGUGUGGAGACCAGCAGACCACAGCUACCUUAACAGUAAAUGCCUUGCCAGCACUUUUUAAAGAAGAACUAAAGAAUGAGGAAGCUAAAGAAGGUGGAAACGCCACUCUCCACUGUGAGCUGACCAAGGCUGUUCCAGUGGAGUGGAAGAAAGGGCACAAGGUACUCAAAGCAAGUGAGAAAUACAAAAUGAGACUGGAAGGUGCCAUUGCAGAGCUGGUUGUCCAUGAUCUAGAUGAGAAGGAUACAGGAGAUUAUACUUGUGUGUGUGGAGAACAUCAGACCACGGCUGCUUUAACAGUACAUGCUCUGCCUCCAUCUUUCAAAGAAGAAAUGUGCAGUGAGGAAGCCACAGAAGGUGGAACAGCCACUCUGCACUGUGAGCUGACCAAGGUCGCUGCCCCAGUGGAGUGGAAGAAGGGGCACAAAGUGCUCAAACCGAAUGACAAGUACACAAUGAGACAGGAAGGUUGCAUUAUGGAGCUGGUAGUCCACGGUUUAGACCUGAAGGAUGCUGGAGAUUAUACCUGUGUGUGUGGAGACCAGAAGACCACAGCUGCCUUAACAGUGCAUGCCCUACCAGCACUUUUUAAACAUGAGCUUCGGGAUGAGGAGGCAGAAGAAGGUGGCACAGUCACACUGCGGUGUGAGCUUACCAAACCGAGUGCUCCAGUAGAGUGGAGGAAAGGCACUACAACUCUCUACCCUGGACUGAAAUAUGAGCUGAAGCGACAAGGGCCCAUUGCUGAGCUGAUCAUUCAUGACUUAAAACUGGAAGAUACAGGAAAAUAUACCUGUGACUCUGGGGAUCAACAGACAACAGCUGCAGUGACCAUACAUGCCCUGCCCAUUGUAUUUAAGCAGCCCCUUCAGAAUCAGGAGGCUGAAGAAGGAGGUACAGCCACGUUACAUUGUGAGCUGUCAAAACCAAACGUUCCAGUGGAAUGGAGGAGAGGAGGCCUGGGGCUGCAGCCUAGCAAUAAGUAUGAAAUGAAACAGAGGAAAUGCAUCGUAGAGCUCUUAGUACAUAAUCUCCAAGUAGAAGAUACAGGGGAAUACAGCUGUGAUAUUGGCGAACAGGAAACAAAGGCGUCUUUAUAUGUGAAAGCCCUCCCAGUUCUUUUCAAAAGGGAGCUCAAGGACAAGGAAGUGGAAGAAGGAGCUACAGUAAAACUCCAGUGUGAGCUGACAAAGCCCACGGCUUCUGUGCAAUGGAGGAAAGGCACCAUGGACCUCUUUCCAUGUGCCAAAUACGAAAUGAAAUUAGAGGGUCUCGUAGCUGAACUUGUGAUCCAUAACACAGAACCAGAAGACACAUCUGAUUACACCUGUGAUACUGGCGAUCAACAGAGCACAGCCAACCUCAGAGUGAAUGCUAUUAAACCUCUGUUCAAGCAACAGCUAAAGAAUGAGACAGUAGAAGAGGGAGGAAUGGUCAAGCUACGCUGUGAGGUCACAAUAACUAACGCUAUAGUAGAGUGGAAGAAAGAUGGCAGGUUGCUUCAGUCAAGUUCCAAGUAUGGAAUCAGACAAGAUGAUACCAUUCAUGAGUUAUGUAUUCAACACCUGGAGCCUAAAGACACUGGCGAGUAUUCCUGCAUUGCUGGGGAUGAGACGACCUCUGCAAUGCUGACUGUGAAAGAGCCUGAUGUGACCAUAGUCAGUGGCCUGAAGAACGUGGUGGUGUUUGAAGAGGAAGAUGCUAUGUUUCAGUGCCAGGUUUCUCAUGAUCACGCAAGGGAUGUGGAGUGGAAGCUACAGGACGUCGCUCUGCAGAGCAAUGAAAUGAAUGAGAUCUCUGUUGAAAAAGGCAAGAUUCACACACUUAGACUGAGGAAAGUCACCCAGCAGGAUACUGGCACCAUCACUUUCAGAGUGGGGCCCUAUGUGUCUACAGCAGAGCUCACAGUAAAAGUACCGCUUCCAGUCUUUAAGGAGACUCUAAAGAACACAGAAUUGGAGGAGGAUGCUACAGCUGCCCUGGAGUGCGAGGUCUCUCAGCCCAAUGUAUCAGUGGAGUGGAGGAAGGGCUCCCAGGUGAUUUCUCCAAGCUCCAAAUAUGAAAUCAGGCAAGAGGGGACAAUCCAUACGUUAAAGAUUUAUAAUUUAAAGCCAGAAGAUUCGGGCAAAUACACUUGUGAUAACAAAAAUCAGCAAACUACAGCCACUUUAACUGUCAAAGCCAUUCCAGCACUUUUUGAACAAAAACUCCAGAACCAAGAAGCCGAGGAGGGCUCUACCGUCACCCUACACGCUGAGCUCUCCAAACCCAAUGCCCCAGUGAAAUGGAGAAAGGGUUCAGUCUUGCUCCAAGCUAGUGCCAAGUAUGAGAUGAGACAGAAGGGAUCUACCGUGGAACUCCUAAUUCAUGACUUGCAGCUGAAAGACUUUGGAGACUACACUUGUGAUUCCGGUGAUGAGCAGACUACAGCAUCCUUGUUGGUAAAAGCUUUGCCAGUGCUUUUUAUACAACCACUCCAGAGCCAGCAAGCAGAAGAGGGUGGCACCAUCACCCUGAGUUGUGAGCUCUCUAAACCCAAUGCCCCUGUGCAAUGGAAGAAAGCGGGGAAAGUUCUGCAACCAAGUGACAAGUACAAGAUGAAUCAAGAUGGCCCUACGACUGAGCUGACAAUCCAUAACCUGAAUGAAGCUGAUGCUGGGGAAUACACCUGUGAUACAGGAGACCAAAAAACCACAGCAGCUGUAUAUGUGAAAGAACCAGCAGCAAGCAUAGUGGAGGUGCUAAAGGACGUCACCUUAAAUGAAGGAGAAGAUGCAGUGUUCAAGUGCAAGGUGUCUCGGGAGAAAGCGCGGGACGUGCACUGGUGCCUGGGUGGCGUACCGCUCCAGCCCAAUGAAAUGAACGAGAUCACAGUUCAAGGGAAGCUUCACACUUUGACCCUGAGGCGGGUGACCCUAGAAGACUCUGGGUCUGUCAGUAUCAGAGUGGGGCAACAUACGUCAGAGGCACAGUUAACAGUCCAAGUUGCUCCGGCCAUAUUUGUAAAGUUGCUCGAGAACCAGGAACUGCAAGAGAGUGACACUGCAAAACUACAGUGUGAGCUAUCCAAGCCUAACAUCCCAGUGGAAUGGAAGAAAGCUUCGUCUGUGAUCAAGUCCAGUACGAAGUUUGAAAUCAAGAAGGAAGGGAAUGUACAUACUCUGAUCAUCCAUGAUUUAAAACCUGAGGACUCAGGGGAGUAUAGCUGUAAUACAGUCGACAGGAAGACCACUGCCAGACUAGAUGUUAAAGCCCUACCUGUGCUUUUCAAACGUUGGCUCCAAAAUGAGGAAGUUGAGGAAGGGUGUACGGCUGCACUGCGCUGUGAGCUGACAAAACCGAGUGUUCCAGUUGAAUGGAGGAAAGGAGAUGUGGUGUUGCAGUCAAGUGACAAGUAUGAGCUCAGGCAAGAGGAGACUUUUGUUGAGCUGUUUAUUUAUGACGUGGAACUUCAGGAUGCUGGGGAGUACACAUGUGAUUCAGGAGAUCAACAAACCACUGCGGCACUGCUAGUAAAAGUACUACCCGUGCUUUUUAAAGAAGAACUGCAUAACGUAGAGGCAGAAGAACGAGGAACAGCUGUCCUGCAGUGUGAGAUCUCCAAACCUGAUGCCCUGGUGGAGUGGAGGAAAGGAGCGCUUGUACUUCAGCCCAGUGACAAGUAUGAGAUGCGUCAGAAUGGCACCAAUGUGGAGUUAAUUAUUCAUGACUUGGAGGUUGAGGACUGUGGACCCUACACCUGUAGCACUGGGUAUGAGAUGACCACAGGCUCUGUGUACGUGCAAGCCAAGAACAGUAUUGUCAAGGGUUUGGAGAAUGUGGAAGCCAUGGAAGGUGGUGAAGCCCUGUUUGAGUGCUACCUUUCCAAACCAGAGUGCUACAAUUACAACUGGCUGAUUGAUGAUGAGCCUGCCAAAACCACAGAAAACAUUGAGAUGGUUUACUUUGAAAAUGGACGCAGGCAUAUUCUCCUCUUGAAGAACCUCACUGCCCAGGACAACUGCAGGGUGACUUUCCUAUGUAGUGACGCAGUGACAUCUGCGUUCCUGACUGUGAAAGGAUGGCGCCUGGAAAUUUUGCAGCCUUUGGUUGACACUGAAGUCACUGCUGGGGCCCAAGCCACCCUCAGCUGUGUUUUAAGUGAAGCAGUGCCAGUCAGCGAAGUCGCCUGGUAUAUUAAUGACAUCGAUAUCCAACCAGACGAGAACUGGGAAAUGCAGGCAGAUGGAGACAGCUACAAACUGAUCCUGAAGAAAGCCCAACCACAUCAUGCUGGAGAGGUGACUUUUGCUGCAAGGGAUGCAAUUGCAUCAGCCACGUUAUCUGUAAUAGAGCCUCCAUUUACAGUCACUCAUCCCUUAGUAGGCAAGUCGGUCUUGGAAGGGGAGGUGGCUGUCCUGGAGUGUGAAUUUUCAAGAGAGACCCAAGAGGCAAUCUGGGUCAAAGGAAAAGAACAACUACAGCCUGGAGGAAGAUAUGAAAUAAAGUCUGAUGGCAAAAAGCAGAUGCUCAUUAUUCAUGCAUUUAAACCUGAAGAUCAAGGAUUGUACACCUGCAUGAUCUCUCCUGAUACCAGAUCCUCUGCUCUUCUGUCUCUUGAAGUUCCCACAGUGGCACUGCCAAAAGAGGUAGCCCAGGAAGCACGGGACGUGAUUCAACUUGAAGAGAUGGUGGAUGGACAGCUCCAGCCCAGCUUGCCGCCCGAAGCUGCUCAGGAGGGGGACCUUCACCUGCUCUGGGAGGCUAUUGCCAAGAAGCGAAGAAUGAGCAGGGAGCCAACCCUGGAUUCCAUCAGUGAAGUGCCAGAAGAGGAUGAUAAACUUCAUAAGCUGAAGAAGGAAGAAGCGGAGUCUCAUUAUUACUCAGAAGAAUACUCCACCUGUGAUGAGCUGACUAAAACUGGAGAAGCAGACUUCUCUUUCACGAGCUCAGAUGAUGAGUCUAGGGCUGGGACGCCUUCACUAGUUAACUACCUUAAAAAGGCCGGAAAAUCUACUGUUAGCAUUGGUAGCAAGGUUCAGACGGUCUCCACCAGUAAAUUCUGGAAACACUGGGAGCAAUCGGGCGUCGAGACUACUGAGUCUUCUCUUCCUGCCAAGCCUGCUGAACCAGAAAUCAUGGAAGAUUUAGAUGAUCCUUCCAUGACCAAAGCAGCUGUGAAAAUUCAGGCUGCUUUCAAAGGGUAUAAAGUGAGGAAGGAGAUCAAACAGCAGGAAUGUCCCGUGUUUGGCGAUACCUUCAAAGAUUUUUGUGGUGAGCCAGGAGGCACUCUCCACCUUGAGUGUGUGGCUCUCAGCAAAACCGAUAUGAAGGUCCGUUGGCUGAAAGACAAUGAGGAACUUUCAGAUGGGCGCCACUAUCACAUAGACAAUUACAGUGAUGGAACUUGCUCCUUGAUUAUCACUGGCCUGGACAUGAAAGACACAGGAAAAUAUACCUGUGAGGCAUCUAAUAAGUUUGGCAAGGUUUCCCAGAGUGCUAAGGUGGUGGUUGGUACCCAGGCGCCGGAUGCUCUUCGUAAGCACAAGCAAGUGAAACACCUCGCUGACAGCGAAACAGAGAGCUCUUCUGGCAGCGAACUGGACGAUGCGUUCCGUAAAGCAGGAAGGAGACUUCACAAGCUCUUCAAGUCCAAGAUCUCAACGGAAAUGUCUGAUGUGGAGGAGGAGCUCUUUGUCAGCGCGGAUGAAGGGGAUGUGGAGGUGGUGGAUCACCAGACGUAUCGCGAGGAUGAUCACUACAUCUACAUCAAGUUUGAAAUCUUGGCGGAAGCAAAAACAGCAGCCGGCCGGUUCAGAGAGAUGUUUGCUGCGCUGGGUAUCCCAGUCGAGAUUGACAUCCUGGACCAAGGCCUUAAAAAAAUAGAGCUUCGCAUAGGGAAAGCAGCACCACCUGCUCCAGGGCAGAUUCAGCCCUUGGUGAAAAGAACUCCCCCACCUUUACUGACUUCUGAUACAGCUCCCAUGUUCAUAACCGAGCUUCAAAACCAAGAGGUGCAGGACGGCUACCCAGUCAGCUUUGACUGUGUUGUUGUUGGCAAACCCUUACCCACGGUGCGCUGGUUCAAGGAUGGGAAAGUUAUUGAAGAAGAUGACCAUUAUAUGAUCAACGAGGACCAGGAAGGGUGCCACCAACUGAUCAUCACCGCCGUGGUCCCUACUGACAUGGGUGUCUACCGCUGCCUUGCUGAAAACAACAUGGGAGUUUCUUCAAGCAAGGCGGAGUUGCGGGUGGACUUGACCAGUACUGAUUACGAUACAGCAGCAGAUGCAACAGAGACAUCUUCGUAUUACAGUGCCAAAGGAUAUCUCUCAAGCCGAGAACAAGAGGGAGUAGAAUCCACCACAGAAGAGGAGCAGCUGCCUCAGAUCCUAGAUGAGCUUCAUGAUAUUCACGUGGCCCCUGGAGCACCUUUGGCUAAAUUUCACCUGAAGGUCAAAGGGUACCCAGAACCUCGUCUUUACUGGUUCAAAGAUGGGCAACCAUUACAGGCCUCAGACCGAAUCCUGAAGAUUGAGAAGAAGCAAUUUCAUGCACUCGAAAUCCUCAAUGUCGCUAAGGAGGAUGCUGGUCAAUACUCAGUAUUUAUUAGCAACUCUGCAGGUUCUGCAUAUUCAUCGGCCAGUUUGGUUGUCAAAGGUCCUGGUGAGAAGGAAGAACUGCCAGAAACAGAUGCUCAAGAACAGCUGGUGCCACCCAGGUUCCUGGAGAGAUUUACCAGUAAAAGAGUGAGGAAAGGUGCAAGUAUCACCUUCUCUGUGAAGGUUGAAGGACAUCCAGCACCCACAAUUACCUGGUUGAAAGAAGAAUCUCAUGAAGAUGUUCUGUGGAUCAAACCAGAGACUCCUGGCUACAAACUCGCCAGUUCCAACAUGCAUCACAGUCUAAUCCUGCUGGAUGUUGGAAAGGAAUAUAGUGGAACCUACACUUGCAUUGCUACUAACAAGGCUGGACAAUCCAUCUGCACCGCCUCCCUAGAAGUUCUGGAUGUGAAAGAGGCGGAAGUUCUGACCCGUGAGCGCAUGAUGGUGACAGAUGUUAUAAUGACCACGCUGGGGUAUGAAGACAAGGACAGAAAAGGACAUGGAGUUGGUAUCUCUAUCCACCCUCCUGAACCAAGGAAAGGAGAGCUUGUAGAAGGUGAGGCUGAUAAAGAAGGUGUGUCCAGAAGUCACAUUUCAUUAGCUGAUGUUGGAACAGAAGAAUUCCUCCAGAAACUCACCUCCCAUAUCACAGAAAUGGUGUCUGCAAAAAUAAGUCAGGCCACGCUUCGAGUGCCUGGAGCAGACAGUGAUGACGAAUCGAAGACGCCAUCCCCAUCUCCGCGCCAUGGCAGAUCUCGACCUUCAUCAAUAGUUCAGGAGUCUUCCUCUGAAUCUGAGGAUGGGGAUUCUAGAGGGGAGAUUUUUGACAUCUACAUGGUCACGGCUGACUAUGUGCCCGUUGGCGCUGACAGGGAAGUCAUCACUCUGAAAGAAGGGCAGUAUGUGGAAGUCCUUGACUCUGCUCAUCCUCUAAAGUGGCUAGUCAGGACCAAACCCACUAAAUCCAGCCCCUCUCGGCAGGGAUGGGUGUCUCCGGCUUAUCUGGACAAGAAAUUAAAGUUGUCACCGGAGUGGGGUGCAUCGGAAGCUCCCGAGUUCCCUGGAGACUCUGUUUCAGAAGACGAAUAUAAAAAGAAGCUGAGCCUCAUCAUUCAGGAACUGCUGAACUCUGAGGAGGAGUUUGUCAAAGAUCUGCAGUUCCUCCAGACCCAUCACCUCCAGUACAUAGAGAGCUGUCCGGAUGUUCCAGAAACUGUUGCCAGUCAGAAAUCUACUAUCUUCAGAAAUGUCAGUGCUAUUGCGAGCUUCCAUUCCAAUUCCUUCUUCCCAGAGCUGCAGAAAUGUGACACUGAUGACGACGUGGCUAUGUGCUUCAUUAAGAACGAGGAGGACUUUGAUAAGUACAUCCAGUACCUGGUGGGGCGGAUACAGGCUGAGUCUGUCAUUCUCAGCAAAGCCAUUCAGGAGUUCUACAAGAGAUAUACAGAGGAGACGUUAGCCAGUGAGGAUCCUUCUCAGCCACCUAUACCUCCACUGCAGCAUUAUUUAGAGAGACCCAUAAACAGGAUCCAGCAGUAUCAAAUUAUAAUCAAGGAAUUAAUCCGAAAUAAAGCAAGAAAUAGCCAAAACUGUGCGUUGCUGGAGCAGGCUUAUGCCAUUGUGUCUGCGCUCACCCAGCGUGCAGAAAACAACCUCCAUAUCUCGCUCAUUGAGAACUAUCCAGGGACUCUGGAAAUUCUAGGAGAACCCAUUCGACAGGGUCAUUUCAUAGUGUGGGAAGGAGCUCCGGGAGCCAGAAUUGCAUGGAAAGGUCACAACCGACAUGUCUUCCUCUUCAAGAAUUAUAUCCUGAUCUGCAAACCCAAGCGAGACACCAAGACAGACACCUACAGCUACAUCUUCAAGAACAUGAUGAAGCUAUCCCACAUAGAUGUGAACGACCUGGUGGAAGGAGAUGACCGGGCAUUUGAGAUCUGGCAUGAGCGAGAAGACUCUGUCCGCAAGUACCUACUUCAAGCUCGUACGGUCAUCAUCAAGAACUCCUGGGUGAAGGAAAUCUGUGGUAUACAGCAACGUAUCAGCCUGCCUGUGUGGAUUCCUCCGAAUUUUGAGGAAGAACUGGCUGACUGUACAGCGGAGCUGGGCGAAACUGUCAAAUUGGCUUGCAAAGUAACAGGAGCUCCUAAGCCAGCAGUUGCUUGGUAUAAAGAUGGCAAACCAGUGGAGAUGGAUCCCCAUCACAUUAUCAUAGAAGAUCCUGAUGGUUCUUGCACAUUGAUCCUGGACACUCUGAUGGGUAUUGACUCAGGACAGUACAUGUGCUUUGCCACCAGUCCGGCUGGGAACGCCAGUACACUAGGAAAGAUCCUUGUUCAAGUGCCGCCGAGGUUUGUGAACAAGGUUAGAAAUGCUUAUUAUGUUGAAGACGAAGAUGCUCAGUUUACCUGCACCAUUGAAGGAGCACCUUAUCCUCAGAUCAGGUGGUAUAAAGAUGGUGCCCCGCUGACAGACAUCAAUAAAUACCAGACUUUCAGUGAGCCACGGAGUGGAGUGUUAGUCUUGGUGAUCAAAAAUGCUUCUAAGGAGGACAUGGGACACUAUGAAUGUGAACUGAUGAACAGAUUAGGCACAGCAAGGAGUGGAGCGGAUCUUUGCCAGCAGAGUGCAGCAUUACUGGCCCAGGAGAAGAGGGGAGACCAAGCCAUUACUAUAGAAGUCACUGAACAAGAGACUAAAGUGCCCAAGAAAACCAUCAUCAUAGAGGAAACGAUAACAACUGUGGUGAAGACCCCAAGGCAAAAGCGAAAGAUGUCUCCCGCCCGUCCUCCUUCAGGUUACUCUCUCUCCCGCUCUCCAAGAUCAGAGCUGCUGACCCCAGAGCCAGUUUAUGUGACAAAGGUCAGGCAACCUAUACAUAGGCAUGAGCCGGAAGCCACGCGGAAGACUGUCAUCCCUACGCUCUUUGUGACAGAGCCAGAGGACAGACAAGGAGCGGCAGCUAGAGCUUUUGUCGUAGAAACCAAGGUGGAAGAACAAAAACCCAAAUGGGUCGAAGUGGAGGAAAUAAUUGAAUUCAAGGUGAAAAAAUCACCCAAACCUACGAAGAAAAGAGGAGCUUCCCCAGCAAAGCCAGAAAAAGAUGACUCAGGAGUAUUGACAUUCACUAUGCCUGGCCCAAGACCUAGGCGUUCCUCUGAAGAUGACCCAAACACAAACAAUUCCAACAAUAAAUUAGUGGAGCAGGACAAGUCUUCCCUGCCUAGAGACAGUCUUUCAGAUGUCGACAUCCCGACCCUUGCAUAUGGAGCAGACCAGGAAGGAGCUCCAGUCAACAGUGAAGAAGACAUAAGUUCUCAGUGUGGGUCUGAACAGUUAGGAAGUAGUUCAUUCAUUGACUAUGGGACUGACGGAAAGAGCUGCAUGCAGGAAGCAAGCAAUGAUGAUGUUUCAGAAGCUACUUCCCCACUGCUUGCCUGUGUGGGUGAACCCUUUGUCUUUAGCUUGGAGACAGCUGAUGCAGGCGAGCCUGACCUUCCACCUUCACCGAUGAGCCGAGGGGUUAAGGAAGAAGCUGAUGAGUUAGAUAAGUCUUGGACUGCUGAAGGGGGCGUACCUGAUACAGUACAAGAUGAGGAUCUUCCAGAGGAAGAUAAUGUUAUAAUUGAUGAGCCAGAGGACCUAGAGACGGAUGACAUUGGCAACCGAGACCCCAAAAUCCUGACCCACAAUGGAAAAGUGCUAACUCUGGAAGACCUUGAAGAUUACUUUCCUGAGGAAGGUGAGACCUAUGGAUGUGAUGAUCAGAACUACACAGAAGACAAACCCUGUGAGAUCUCUGUGCUCCAGACAGAAAUUAAUGAACCGACGGUGGGGAAGCCGGUGUUGCUAAAUCUCGGGAAACCUGUUGUUCCUAAACCAAGGCAAAGCUUUUUCAGCAAGUUCAAGGAGCACCGUCCUGAAGGAAUGUUCAUGUCCGCAUCCAGAGUAACAGGAGUGCAGUCCGUGGGUCCGUCUAACAUUUCUUUCCAUGUGAGUGAGACGUGCACUGCAGCCGCCGCACCCGGUGUGCAGGCAGCAGCGGCAGCAGCCUCACCUGGACCUUCCUUCCAACUGAAACCGUCUUUCUGUACCGGAGUCCAGCUCUCAGCGGACAACGGACAGUCCAGCUUUAAAACUGAAGUUUCCACAAGAACCCUCAGCUAUGGAACUAUCGGCGAGCCUGUUAUGUUGCACAUCAGCACAGAAGACCCCUCCCAGAGAGAGGUCUCACCACAGUCAGAGCUGGAGACUUCUGUCCGUGCCUCACUUGAACGUGCAGAUAAGGAAAUAAGGAUGGCCCUGAAGAAACUCGUGGAUUCCACAUCACUGCAUGUGACUCUUCCUCCAAGCAUGAGAGGAAAGGCUGGUGGCUUUGGCGUUCUUGAGUCCACAGCUUCAGAUACAGAAAAUAGGCAUCCUGUGAUAGUUCAUGAAGUCAGCACGCAAACCCAAAGUGCUGGAGGUCAUGGCAAAGAGCAAGACAGCACUGGGAAAAUUCCGGAUGAGAAACUGAGUGAAACAAAGUCAAGCCCAACCACUUCGCAAAAAGAGACGACUGCUGGAGCUGCAGGAGGUCAGGAACGCACUAUUCCCAUUACCAGAACAUCAGCAGUCACGGAGGGAGCAGACUGGUGUAGAAGAGAAGGGACAGAUGUGGUCUGGGAUGUCCAGAGUCAAAUUUAUAUUGAGACCACAGAAAGAACCUGCGUUUAUCAAACAGAGGAGAAGAGCCCAGCAGGCCCUCCAUAUAUGCAAGUCACCAUUGAGGAUGUGCAGGUUCAGUCUGGGGAGCUUGCCAAAUUUCAUGCGGUUAUUGAAGGAAAUCCCCAGCCUACUAUUGCAUGGUAUAAGGAUAAUUCCUUGUUGACCGACAGCAACAAGAUCCAUCAAGUGAAAGAAGGCACAACAUACUCUUUGAUCCUGGACAAAGCUGCCCCAGAAGAUGGUGGCGUCUACACCUGCAUUGCCAAAAAUGCAGGAGGGGAGGUCUUGUGCAAAGCAGAGCUUGUUGUACAUGAGGGUAACUUCAUUUCUUAGAAAGACCAAGUGACAAAGAAACAGAGCACCCGAAGAAAACUCCAUUCCUUCUAUGAGGUGAAGCAGGAGAUAGGAAGGGGCUCUUUCAGCUUUGUGAAACGGGUUGUGCACAAAGGGAACAGAGUAUCCUGUGCUGCCAAGUUCAUACCUCUGCGAAGCAAAACGAGAACCCAGUCCUAUCAAGAGAGGGACAUCCUAGCCACGCUCUCCCAUGAUAAAAUCGCCCAGCUGCUGGAUGAAUUUGAAACAAGGAAAACCUUGGUUCUGAUUUUGGAGUUGUGCUCCAGUGAGGAGCUCUUGGACCGUUUAUUCAGGAAGAGUGUUGUUACUGAAGCAGAGGUCAAAUUAUACAUCAAGCAACUUUUGGAAGGACUCAGCUAUCUCCAUAACAAUAACGUACUUCACUUGGAUAUUAAGCCUCCAAAUAUCCUGAUGGUUUAUCCUGAAAGAGAAGACAUUAAGAUCUGUGACUUUGGGUUCGCUCAAAAGAUAAAUCCAUCUGUGCCUCAGUACAGCAAAUACGGGUCUCCAGAGUUUGUCUCCCCAGAAAUUAUCUCUCAGUCACCAGUGUCAAAAGCAUCUGAUAUUUGGGCUGCUGGAGUCAUCAGCUAUUUAAGCUUAACCUGCAAGUCUCCAUUUGCUGGGGAAAAUGACAGAGCAACCCUUUUAAAUAUCCAGAAUGGGACAGUUUCAUGGACUAUCCCUGACUUUGUUCACCUAAGUGAAGAAGCGAAGGAUUUUAUCAGACAGAUAUUACAGCUCUCUCCUGAAGCCAGGCCUAGUGCUUUGCAAUGUCUCUCACACGACUGGUUCUUGCGUAAUCUCCCGCUAGAAGAAGCUCAUUUUAUUAAUACAAAACAACUGAAGUUCACUGUGGCUCGAAGCAAGUGGCAGCGUUCCCUCAUGUGCUAUAAAUCUAUACUGGUAAUGAGAUCCAUUCCAGAAAUCCUACAGAGAACUCACAAAAACACAUCGCUAGGCAUCUCCCGACACCUGGUUGAAGAAAGUAGUUCUUCCACUACUACUGGCUCCUCUUCAGACAAUGAGAAUGCAUCCUUCCCCAGGAGAAGGCACUUUGGCUCUACACCAGAACUGCACUUGUCUGUGUUUGAUGCACCGAGUUAUCAAGAACCUCUAAGUUAUGCGGCAGAAGAGAAACAUUCCAAGGUCUUGGUGCCUCCAGUAAAACCCAUGAGACGGAAAUAUGCUUUAGUGAAAAGUGAGCUGGAUGAUAAGCCACCUACAGAAAGCAAAGUACUAGUGGCAGGUGCCUUUGCUCAGAAACCAGAAGCGGUCAGCUCAGAACUCAAAGAUGAAAGAGCAGAUCAGUCCCAAGAGGGUGAUGCAGAGCAGCCUUCAUUGGCGAAGGCAGCCACCUUAGAUACAUCGGACUUGGCACCGCCAAAAGAAAAAACAGGCACGUUAUUACCUGACAAAGAAAGACUUGUAAAGGCUGGAGAUGCAAUGGAGAAACCACCUUUGUGUGUCCCCAGACAGAGUGUCAUUAAAAGCACAUUCUACAGCCAAGCGUCUGAGGCUCCUACACGUCUCCCUGUCUCACCGGGCAGAGACUACAGAAGGCACCUUGACAGAACAAGAAGGGCCUUCAGGAAAUCAGGGUAUUUAAAGGUACCCUUGAGUGGUCUGCGGGAACCCCUUCUAGAACACUUUGAAUUGAGAGAAGAGGAGGAGGAGGAAGAAGAAGAAGAAGGAAUGUCUGGUGAUGAAGAAUAUGGAAAAAGCAAAGAAGGUGUGACAGGCCCUCUGACCAAAUCAGCUUCCUUUGAUACUGCUAGGAAACCAUCACGUCACACCUUCCAGGUGUCCAGCAGAAGCCGUUCACUGGAUGAUUACAGACUAAGAGCCAUAAGUUUAGCCAAGGAGCAAGACAUUCUGGAAGAAGACUGUGAUCUAACUUCACAGGGGAGUUAUCCAGGACUAGCUAGCCAGCAUGGCAUAUCUACUGACUCUGGCAAGGUUUGGCCUGAGGAGCAUUCGAUGGAGGAGGACUCAAGGAAAGCUAGGAAGGAUUGUUCAGAAGAACAGCCAGUCCCUUCUGCACAGUGUGGUGACGAAGGAUGCCCGGGUCUAGCUGCUCAACCACAGAAGGUCCCAGUAUCAGCCCACCAGGGUGAAAGUGAGGGGCAUUUACAUCAAAAGACAAAACUUUCCAUUGACAUUGAUGUGGAGCCGUCUGCUCUGGAAGGUGAAAGCCUGAUUCUAACUGCUCAGCAACCGGACACAGCCCCAGUGUCAGCUCACACGGGUGAAAGUGAGGAGCAUUUAAAGCUGACGCCGAAGCCUAGUGGUGCAGAGUUUUCACUUCUGCAGGGUGAAAGCUCUGUUUGGAUUGCUCCCGAAUCAGAGAGAGUCCCAAUAUCAGCCCAGGAGAGUGAAAGAAGAGAACAUGCACAUCAGCACCCAAAGCCUUCUGUUCACAGUGCUACAGAGUCUGCUGAUCUACAGGGUGAAAGCCCAAUUAUCCUAGAGACUGCCCAAAUUCCAGCUUGUAAGGGUGAAAGCCCAAAUAUUUUAACAGCUCCACAACCAGAAACUGCUCCACUUUCAGUCUGCCAGGGUGAAACCCAGGGAUGCUUACAUCAGAAGCCUUCUGAUUACUUGGGCACAGCCUCCACUGUUCUGGAGGGCAAACAUCCAAUGAUUCUACCACCACCACCAGAAAGUGCCCCAGUUUCAGACUGUGACCGUGACAGGCAGGAACAUUCCUGUCAGGCGCCUUCUGUUUACUUUAAGGUGCAGUCUGCUGUUCUCCAGGGUGAAAGCCUAUUUAUUCUCACAAUUCCACAACGAGAAACUGCCCCGCUUCCCGUCUAUGAGAGUGACCGCCAGGAACGGUCACCUCAGGAGCCUUCAGUUUGCAGCGAGGUGAAAUCUGCGGACUCAGAGAGUGAAAGCCUAGGUAUUCUAGAGACUUCCCCUGUUUCACUUGGCGAGGGUGAAAGCCAGAAACCUUCACAUCAGAAGCCUUCUGUUUACAGCAAGGCAGAGUGCGCUGUCCUGGAGGACUUGGUUGAAGCGAUGGUUUGUCUGUCUGAAGAUAUGAAUGUUUUGGCAAAGUCCGUUUCUACUCAAGAGGGAUGUGAAAAGCACAUCUCCCCUCCAAAGGAGAUGUUCUACCAAGGUCCAGCUGGCCACGCAGCCGCCGGACGUCCCGCUCAUUUUGUGCCACGGGGUAAAAGAGAAGAGGGCAUUUACCGGGCUGAUCUUGCAGAAUCAGCUGCACCAAUUCCUGCAGCGGAAGAUAAGUUGAGUAUGCCAGCCCUGUUGAGUGUAGUCACUGAGGACGAAAAGAUGGCUUCUCAUGAAUGUGAACAUCUAGGGGAUUUAGCAAUCAAAAGCACUAGUUCCAGCAAAGCAAGCGUAUCCCCGUGUGAUAAUUCAGGUUCUGGAAAAAGAUCUAGUCCUAGCUCUGAUAGCAAGGAACCUGACAAACACUCUGAAGUUUCCUUAGUGAAGAUUAAAGACCUCUCAGAAGAGAUGCCGAGCAUUGGCAGUGGGACUUCAAAAUUUGAUAUAUCUGAGGUAGAGCCUGCGUAUUUGAACCUAUCAGAUCUCUACGACAUUGUAUAUUUUCCAUUUGAAUUUAUGAACGUCAAGAAGCCCUCACCCAAACCAAGCGGUAAAAGAUUUAUGCCCUUCGGUGAAAAGGUAAAAUUACCUCUUGCAACUAAAGAACAUUUGCCUCAGUAUAAAAGACUGUGCAUUAGAGAGGACAUUAAGUCCCCUUCAGAUAACUCACAAGAUGCCACAACAGGGGAAACCAGGGAAAACCUAUUGGACAUUUCCGAAGAUGUAGGGCAACCCCUUCGAAGGCUGGCGAAAGGUUCCGAGCCACCAAUGGGGAAAGGAGCUGAGGGCCAUGUGACAACUGAAUCCCAGCCAAUGUAUGGCUUCCAAAAGGACUCAGGUGGUAAGCAGAGAAGCUCCACACACAGCAAAUCAGGACUCUUUAAACCCUAUGGCAGAUCGCACUCAACGGAGCAGUCAGUAGAGCAGACUCUGAAGAAGAAAGUAAAAGCUUCUGUUGCCCAUAUUUCAAGAAUCCUAAAAGGAAAGCCAGCCCCUGAACCGGAGCAAAGGGAAGCACCUUCUUUUGUAGAAGAGCUCACGGAUCAGGAUGUUGCCCUGGGGCAGUCUGUGACUCUGUCCUGCCAAACGUCUGCCCAUUUCCCUCUGCACGUUGACUGGUUCAGAGAUGGGGUGCCCCUUCGCAGCAGCAGUAGGAUACUGAUCUCAGCCACACUCAAAAACUUUCAGCUUUUAACCAUAUUGGUGGUUACGGCUGAGGAUUUUGGUAUUUACACAUGUGCGGCCAGCAACUCCCUGGAUACAGCAUCCACUUCUUGUGUAAUAAGGAAAGCAGAAGUUCUUGCUAGCCCCCCAGCCCCUGAUAUUGUGGAGGUGUACGAGGAUGGAGUGCAAGUGGUCUGGAAACCUGUGGAAUCUAACACCGUGGUUACGUAUACUGUACAGUGCAAGAGCGAAGACGGUGAAUGGAAGACCCUUGUUACUGACUUGGCUGAUUGCUGCUACUAUGCCAGUAAUCUCUCCAGGGACUUGGUUUACUCCUUCCGGACGGCCUGCAUCAGUAAAGCAGGAAUGGGACCUUACAGCAGCCCGUCUGCCAAAGUAAAGAUUGGUGAAAAAGUCCAAACAGCGUUUCAAUCUGCAAAGCAGACGUUCCCAGCUGCUACAGAGGGUGAGCGUGAAGUAAUGGCACCAGCAGAGCCUUUUCCAACCCAGCAAACCUACGCCUUCCAAACAGAGAUCAAAAGGGGGCGUUUCAGCAUCGUCAGACAGUGCAGGGAAAAAUUAAGCGGAAAUGCGCAGGCUGCCAAAAUUAUCCCCUACCGGCAAGAAGACAAGCAGGCUGUGCUCCAGGAAUAUCAAGUCCUAAGGAAGCUUCAUCACACACAUAUCGUUCAGCUGCAAGGAGCCUACGUGAGCCCCCAGCACCUAGUGCUGAUCCUGGAAUUGUGCGUGGGGCCAGAGCUACUCCAUUGUUUGGCUGAAAGGACAUCCUACUCAGAGGUGGAGGUCAGAGACUACCUAUGGCAGAUCCUCAGUGCAGUUGAGUUCCUCCACGCACACCACAUCCUGCACUUGGAUCUGAGGUCUGAAAACAUGAUCAUUACUGAACCCAACCUGCUUAAACUCCUGGACUUUGGCAACGCGCAGUUCUACUCGCCAGACAGAGUCAUUACCAUGGACAGGUGCAUUGACUACGUAGAAACCAUGGCUCCAGAACUGCUGUCAGAGCAAGGAGCCCUCCCGCAGACUGACAUCUGGGCUGUCGGCAUCACCGCUUUCAUCAUGCUGAGUGCCGACUACCCCCUCAGUUCUGAGGUGGCCUGUGACUUUCCGAGAAUCGCCAAAAAAGGGAAGGUGAAACUUACCAGAUGCUACGCGGGUCUGUCUGGGGGGGCCGUGACAUUUCUUCAAAGCACGCUGUGCGCAAAUCCCUGGGGGAGGCCGUCGGGAUCGGAAUGCCUUCAGUUUCCAUGGCUCCAGGAGACGGGUUUGGAUGACAGACAGCAAGCGGUGGUCACUUUCUCCACCGCCAAGCUGAGGCGUUUCCUAGCAGAACGGGAGAAGAAAAGGAGCCUGCUUUGUUCAAAGUAUGGGCUGAUGAUUGCACAGUGAAACGGAUGGGAACACAGUGAAGAAUAGAUUCCCCCAUCCCACCCCGCUUGCCCCGACAAAUGUGUGCACUGGGGGUUUGGUACCUAAGUGUCAUUUCUGGUUACAGACCUGCUGCAGUAAACCAGUGACCCUGAUGCCUUAGAGAGAGAUUUGGAUGAGCAGGUCCCAUUAGACAUGAGUGAAUGGGAACUGGAUCUCUGGGUGGCUUUGAAAAUCCUUCCCUUAGUGUUCCAAGACUGCUCAUAAUACCGCUCAGUGACCUCCCCACAAGCUCCAGCAACAGCACAGAGAUACCAGACCCCCCAGCCACUUCAUGAGUCUUUCAGACGUUACUCCCUGCAAUAACAGCAGCCUCCACUUCUGAUCCCCGGUGCUCACGUGAUAGCCAGGUCUUCUAGCCGGUCUCUCAAAACCAUACGGAGCCAGUAAAAGAUUUCCCUUGGAAUAUAGCACUGAGCUGGGGCUGGGGUAGAGGAGGCUGUUGAAUGAUAGUGCCCCAGGAUGGAAUCAGAGUAUAUACAUCUUUGCUGUUUAAAAAAAAAUCCAUUGUGUGGCUAUCAGAUGAAAUGUAGUGUGUGUGUGUGUCUUCUAGGCAGAGUUGUAGGUAACUGGAGCUAUAAAUAACAUUUGUUCAAUAGGGCACCUGAUGUGUCUGUCACACAGUAGCCGGGGCUAGAAUUGACAGACACAAUCAGCAUGCACCAGUGACUGGACCCAGUGUGUAACGUACCUUGGCCAUGUUCACCUAUGGCUACCACAGUCAUCCGUGGGGACUGAACCCAAGACAAAACGCAGGCCUCUGCCACUCUCACUGAAAGAGAAAUCUUUCCUCUGGAAGUAGCAGGCUGCUAAGCCAGUCACUAGAGGGAGGCACAAUCACACUCAGUACAGGAGCGUUACGUGCACCAUCUGCACAUUACUACAGACGGGACUGUAACUGGGACUCUCAUGGUGCAUAGACAGUAACUGUCCCAGGUAAGCCUCCCUCUCACCAGGCCAGAAGGAGCCAUGCUACGUUUGUGUCCAAUGGAAGUCAGUCUUGCAUGUAUCUUGAACGACAGGAGAUACAAGAAAAGCCAUUUGUGGCCAUCUUCCUGCUCAUGCAAGAGAAAAGGCACUGAUAGAGUCUUGCUUUUUCAGUGGAAGACCAAAUUAGCGCUUUGUAUGCUACUCCUAUGAAUGGCUCAGAUCAUGCCAUCUCAGACACAAGCCAAUUUUUUCUGCUAUGUGCUAAUAGUGUGGCAGAAUGUAUAGCAUGUAUCAUGGAGGGGUCUACGCAUGCCCCUGUGCAUUGUGAUAUAUGCAGCAUUGACUAAAAUCCUCAAAGGAUUGAUACUCACUGUGGUUAUAACCACAGUGAAUAUGAGCUAUGGGACAUGUAUUUAAAGUCUCCAGUCUUUAUGAUCAGAGGGCAAAUAUAUCAGACACCGAGUAGCUUAAAGCAACCCUAACUUGCUUUAUCUGAAUCUGCGGUCUUAAAAAUGCAAAACACGCUGUUAGGAAUUCUAUGCUGAUUUUGCAGUACGCGGCCUUGAUAUAUUGAUAUGGGCUUCCGUAGGGUAGGUGGCCCCUGCAGGGAGAGACUUGGCACAGUUAGGAUUUUAGAGCGAGGCAUUCUCUCACAGGAAGGACUCAAAUGAGCACGCUCCAAAAGAAAACUUUUGUCCACACCUAGGAGAGAGCGUUCUGAGCUGCAAAGGGCCAUACUUUGGGCCUUGAGCGAGUGGUUCAUUGCAAUGAACUCGCUACUCUGCCUGGCUUGCUGUCGAAAGUGACCAGUGCAUGCUACCUUUGUUGGUUGCACUGUUCUGUGUCUGUGGGUACAGAGGAAACGCCCACUCAUUGGGUGACUUUCGUAGGAACAGCUCUGCCGCUGGGCAGACACCAGUUCCACAGAUGCUCGGGGGAGAUGUAAUAAACCCAGGAAUCUGCAGUGAUGAAGUUAGGGUAAUUUUUCCUUAAUGCCUACCAUAGUCUUUUUAAUCAGCCACACACAACACACGCCUUUUCACUGAAGCAAUCAAAGUAGCACAAUGUUUUCCAUUAUGAUUCUUCUACACAGCAAAGAUCACUUAUGCUAGACAGUUUGUUAGCAGUGCUUGCCUGCUGCUGGCUAUUCCAGGUAUGUCCGGGUGUCAUGCACCUGCCAUGCCGCUGAAUGUACCAGACACAUCCAGGCAGAAUGUGCCUGUUAUGCUGCUGAGAAUUCUGGGAAUAUCUAGGUGGAGCACAGCUGUUGAAUGUGCUUGGUAUAUCUAGGUAGAACAUACCUGCUGAGCUGCUGAAUGUGCCAGGUGUAGCUAGGUAGAACACACCUGCUCUGCUGCUGAAUGUAUCAGAUGUGUCUAGGUAGACCACGCCUAGUAUGCUGCUGAAUGUAUUGGGUGUAUCUAGGUGGAACACCUCCCCGUGCUGAUGAAUGUUCUAGGUGUAUCUAGAUGGAACACCCUCAUGCUGCUGAAUGUUCUAGGUGUAUCUAGGUGGAACACCCCUGUGCUGCUGGAUGUUCUAGGUGUAUCUAAGUGGAACACACCACUGUACUGCUGAGUCCAUGCUAACUCUUCCAUUAUGAAAGAUGUUAAUAGAAAAUCAUCAGCCCAGCAGGUGCACUGUAAUACCAGUAUCACAUGGGGUUAACCCCUGCUUUAACUUAGGCUCCUGUGGGUACUAGCUGUACAGCAGUCAAAGGCACAUGAAGCAACAAAGACCUUGACCUCAUUAAGUACAGAAUUUGUCUAAAGGCAUUCUGCCACUUGGGCGCCUGGGCUGUUGAUUUGUAGAUCUUCUGAUAUAUUUGGGAGAUGUGGGAACAGAGUUAUUGGAAAAUGUAUUUCAGUUUGAUUUCUAAAUAGAGGCCACAACAUCCUGGAGCUUAGUGUCUUUCAUGGUGUCUAAAAAGUGUUGUGGAUUAUUUUCAUUUACAUUUGAUGGUCUUAGCAUUGUUUUUCUUUUGUGAAUAUAAUCUCUGCGUUUAUGUGAACUGACUCGUGUAUCUAUUGGUUCUGGUGUGGUCAGUUUCUUGCACCAAAUACCAUUUUGUGACUUUCAUGACGAACGAUGUUUUGCUCAUAGUUCUGUAUCCAGAAGCAUUAAUGGGGAUGGGGGAGGGAAAUCAGUUCCUAAUGUGCUACCGUUUCAUAAGAUGGUGAAAGUGUGAUAGUGUUUAAAGGGUGACAGCCUUUCCAGUCAUGUUUAAUGCACAUUGGUAAGAUCCUAAAAUGCAUAACGCUAAGGUUCCUUAUGAUGCCAGUACACCAAGCAGCACAGGAAAUGUGACUGAAACUAGAGGACGUUUAACUAGACUGGGGAGAGCAGACACAGAUUCAACAGACAAUGAAGCUUUGAAUUUCAAAGUUACAUUGUCGCCAUAGUCCAGUGUAGGAGAGAGUGUUUAGGUCUUAGGGCCCAAUUCUGAGCUGAGUUCCACUGAAGCUAGAGGAGUUACUUUGGAUUGAUACUGGUGUUACUUAGAUCAGAAUCUGGCCCAUAGGUUUUCAGGAUGCUGUCUUCCCUCCAACUUAAUAUCACAGCAAUCAGAUGUACUUUAGAUUGGUUUGAUUUUUAAGGUGGAGAGGGGUCAAUUUGUGAAGGAAAAACCCAUUUAAGAGUACAAUUUUUAAUGCGGGUUAACAAAUAUCAAGACCUGGGCUCAUAUCCCCUUUCUCUUUCUUAUGCAAUUCAAAUUAACUGAGUUUGCUUCUCUAAUUUGCAUGCGUUUUGAACAUGCCAGAAGUCUUUUGUGCACUCAAGACUGUUUUGUUAAAUAAACUAUUUUGACAAAGAA
Molecule: messenger RNA, 35141 nt
Organism: Terrapene triunguis (Three-toed box turtle)
Lineage: Eukaryota; Metazoa; Chordata; Testudines; Emydidae
Gene: OBSCN
Product: obscurin, cytoskeletal calmodulin and titin-interacting RhoGEF
Biological process (GO): protein phosphorylation
Molecular function (GO): protein kinase activity; guanyl-nucleotide exchange factor activity; protein binding
Source: RefSeq, a predicted model, not a curated record